This is a messenger RNA of Pyrenophora tritici-repentis Pt-1C-BFP, 165 nucleotides long. The record is from RefSeq and is a predicted model, not a curated record. Lineage: Eukaryota; Fungi; Ascomycota; Dothideomycetes; Pleosporales; Pleosporaceae.
AUGUCUGAAACGAGGGUAAUGCACCUGAACGGUGGUUUUUUGCUGGGGAUUGCUACAUGGGUCUUCUGGGGACCUCUUCCGGGUGAGUCCCGGACCUCACGCGAUGCUGGAAAGGCCUCCCGUCGCUUCCGUCACAGCUACCCGACAUGCGCGCAAGGGGUUUAA